This is a messenger RNA of Microsporum canis CBS 113480, 423 nucleotides long. RefSeq lists its product as uncharacterized. The coding region runs from base 1 to 423 and encodes 140 amino acids. NCBI's taxonomy places the organism in Eukaryota, Fungi, Ascomycota, Eurotiomycetes, Onygenales, Arthrodermataceae. The transcript is spliced from 2 exons. The record is from RefSeq and is a predicted model, not a curated record.
AUGUACGUUGUGUUCUGUACCGCGAAUAUUCCUUCGGAGGCGCUUGGUAAUUUCAUAGAUGAAGCAUACAGAGAAAUACUUCUUAGUGAGGACGAUACUGGUCCUCCGGGUGCUCCAUGUAUUCUCCAGACAACUGACCUAAGUUCGAUCUCCCAUGGCUCCCGUAAGCCUAUGGCUAAACUUAAAUCUCCAUUCCUAAACAAGGCAGAUAAUGAAAUCCGCGAUUGGGUGCGACAUCACCGCUGUCCAGGAUUUUGCGGAGAUGACAUUCUCUAUUCUCGACCAGCAAACUCUCUCUCAACGAGAGAACAUGCCGCGUUGGAUAUUGUGACGAACAAGAUCCUGACCAUCAAAUUAAACUGUAAAAAAAGGAGCGAUGACGCGCAGGAAUGCUUCGAUGAGAUGAAGCUGUUUGCGUCGUGA